Otolemur garnettii (small-eared galago) is the source of this 1026-nucleotide messenger RNA. Its product is annotated as transcription initiation factor TFIID subunit 7-like. Gene Ontology annotation, biological process: regulation of transcription by RNA polymerase II; RNA polymerase II preinitiation complex assembly; transcription initiation at RNA polymerase II promoter. Gene Ontology annotation, molecular function: RNA polymerase II general transcription initiation factor activity. The record is from RefSeq and is a predicted model, not a curated record. Bases 1 to 1026 code for a protein of 341 amino acids. The transcript has a single exon. Lineage: Eukaryota; Metazoa; Chordata; Mammalia; Primates; Galagidae. Gene Ontology annotation, cellular component: transcription factor TFIID complex.
AUGAGUACGAGCAAAGAUGAUGCCCCUCGUGAACUAGAGAGCCAAUUUAUCCUACGCCUACCUCCAGAAUAUGCCUCUACUGUGAGGAGAGCACUGCAGUCUGAUCAGGUCAACCUGAAGGACAGACUGACAAUUGAAUUACAUCCUGAUGGACGUCAUGGAAUCGUCAGAGUGGACGGGGUCCCAUUGGCCUCAAAAUUGGUCGAUCUUCCCUGUGUUAUGGAAAGUUUGAAAACCAUUGAUAAAAAAACCUUUUACAAGACAGCUGAUGUCUGUCAGAUGCUUGUGUGCUCAGUUGAUGGUGAUCUCUAUCCCCCUGUGGAGGAACCAGUUGCCAGGACUGAUCCAAAGGCAAGUAAGGAAAAGGAUAAGGACAAAGAGAAGAAGUUUAUCUGGAAUCACGGUAUUACUCUGCCUCUAAAAAAUGUCAGAAAAAGAAGAUUCCGGAAGACAUCAAAAAAGAAGUACUUUGAAUCUCUAGAUGUGGAAAAAGAAGUGAAACGGUUGCUGAGUGCAGAUGCCGAAGCUGUCAGUAUUCGGUGGGAAAUAAUUGCUGAAGAUGAAACAAAAGAAACAAAAAAUCAAGGCCUUGAUAUCUCUUCUCCAGGAAUGUCUGGUCACAGGCAGGGCCAUGCCUCAUUAGAACAUGCUGAGCUGUGGGAGAUAUUCAAUAACCUCAGCAGUAGCAGUGAAGAUGAAGAAGAUAGAAACAUCAUUGACACUGAGGAAGAUCUGGAAAGACAGCCACGAGACAAGCUGAAUGAAUCAGACAAACAUCACCAAGAAAGGGAAGGAACCAGUCAGCUGGUUAUGGAGAUUCAGAAACAGAUUGAUAAUGUGAAAGGCAAGCUCCAAGAGACCCAGGACAGGGCAAAACGAUACGAGUAUCUCAUCAUGAAAGUGGAAAAUCUAGUUCUCAAUAACAGAUUUCAGGCUGUGCUAGAAGAACUCAAACAAAGGGAAGAUCGAGAAAAGGAACAGCUCAGCUCUUUGCAAGAGGAGCUAGAAUCACUCCUAGAGAAGUGA